Salvia miltiorrhiza (redroot sage) is the source of this 1027-nucleotide messenger RNA. RefSeq lists its product as uncharacterized. NCBI's taxonomy places the organism in Eukaryota, Viridiplantae, Streptophyta, Magnoliopsida, Lamiales, Lamiaceae. The record is from RefSeq and is a predicted model, not a curated record. The coding region runs from base 25 to 801 and encodes 258 amino acids. The transcript is spliced from 2 exons.
UCCCCUACUCCAAAUGAUCAAAUUAUGCCAACCUUGUCUCCCAGACAACCCUCUCCUCCACAACAGACUCCAGCCCAUAUCUCUGCUCUAAUCUCUCCAGAACCGCCAACUUCUCAAGAAAAACAAUCUGAUAAUAUCGAACAACCUGUUCUUCAUUCUGAUCAAGCGACCUCCCCCCAUGUUUCAAAGAAAAGUUCCGGAAAGAAAAAGUGUCGUGAAGCUCAAGGUCCUUCUUCUGAGCCGCGCGCCAAAAAAUCUUGGCCUUCCGUUUCUCCUGUCCCUCAGAAGGGAUCCCAAACAAAGAUUCAGCUGCCAGGGUCUCUCCUUAAACUGAAUCCAGCUGGGUCUUGGGCCUUUGUACGCUCUCUCACCAGCUCACAUGACCUCGCUAAACUGACUUCAGCUGAGUGUUGGGCCGUUUUGGAUGCUCUCACCAGCUCAAAAGACGUUGCAAUGCUACGGGAACUAAGCACUGAGCAGUUGGUGGAUAUGAUAUGUUUCAACCUCGUCGAGCAAAUAAUUCUUGUUUCAGAGGUGGGGAGCAGGCUUGAGAGCUGUGAGGAAAAAGAUGCCGCUCUCAAAGAGCUGAAGUCAGAGGUGAAAGAAAAGGACGUGAAACUGGUGAAAACCAGAAACCUGAAUGCCAAGUUGGAGGCUAAAAACCGGGAGCUGCAGCAGCGUUUGGCCAACGCGGAGAAGGAAAAUGAGGCAUUGACGAUGAAGGCCCGAGCUGAGGGCAAAGAAGAUGGGAUUAAGUUAUGCCGUGAGAGGAUACUUAUGGCCCUCGAUAGGCCUUUCUGAAGGAGCUGCCAUGAGCUACAACACUCUCUACUUGUGUCGAAAGCAUCUGCCCGGAGGAACUGGGGACGCCCGACUUCAUUGAGACAACGGGUGAUUGGUUGAGCUUCUCAGGAGUGUUUAGCAAGAUAAGUUCCUAAACUAUUUAUAAGAUGUAUGUUGCACUUGAUUUAUUUUUUUAUAUUCAUCUCUUCCAAUUUCAUUUCUCUUUAAAUUUCUCUCUAACCAA